CGUGACGUCGCGCGAGGUCCGGGCGGGGCGAGCGGAGCCGGCGGCCCUCGGGCCCUCCCCCAGCGCUGGAAAGCGCGGGCUGCCCCAAGGGGGCGGCUUGGCUGCUGGCGGUUUGGCAGAUUAGUGAGGGAACAAGCAGAAAAGCGAACGGCCGUCUCUUCCCCGCUCCAGAGCGUGCUCGCGUUCCUGCUGGGGAUUUCGAGAACCUCGAGGCAAUCUUGCCGUAUUUGAACUGGCCAAAGACAACUUCAGACCUGUAUAAUGUAACAGAAAAGGUCAGAAAACAUUAGGCAGUAGAAGCGUGAGCAUAUUAAGUAAGAUGAAUGUCUCGGGAAGCAGUUGUGGAAGCCCUAGUUCUACAGAUGUAUCUAAUGACUUUAAGGAUCUUUGGACAAAACUAAAGGAGUAUCAUGAUAAAGAAGUACAAGGUUUACAAGUAAAAGUAACCAAACUGAAAAAGGAACGAAUUUUAGAUGCACAGAGACUAGAAGAAUUCUUUACCAAAAAUCAACAGCUGAGAGAGCAGCAGAAAGUCCUUCAUGAAACCAUUAAAGUUUUAGAAGAUCGAUUAAGAGCAGGAUUAUGUGAUCGCUGUGCAGUAACUGAAGAACAUAUGCGGAAGAAACAACAAGAGUUUGAAAAUAUUCGACAGCAGAAUCUUAAACUUAUCACAGAGCUUAUGAAUGAAAAGAAUACUCUACAGGAAGAAAAUAAAAAGCUUUUUGAACAGCUGCAGCAGAAAAUUGAGAAUGAUCAACCACAUCAGGCAACCGAUCUUGAAUCUGAGGAAGAUGUUAUUCCAGAUUCACCAAUAACAACCUUUUCAUUUUCUGGUGCUAACCGACUACGAAGGAAGGAGAACCUCCACGUCCGAUAUGUAGAACAAACACAUACUAAACUGGAGCACUCUGGGUGUGCACAUGAAUUGAGAAAAGUACCAAAGUCUUCAACUCAUCCACAACAUAAACAUAAUGAACCUGAAAUUCUAGUGGCUGACACUUAUGAUCAGAGUCAAGCUCCAGUGGCUAAUACACAUGGAAAAAGCAGUUAUCCUCCUGAUAAUUUAGCUACAGUUGUUGCUGAAACACUUGGACUUAGUGUUCAAGAUGAGUCUGAAUCUCGAGGUCCUAUGAGCCCUCUUGGUGAUGAGCUCUACCACUGUCUGGAAGGAGAUCACAAAAAACCUUUUGAGGAAUCUAGAAGAAAUAGUGAAGAUCGUUUAAGAUUUUCAGAUUCCAAUUCAAAGACUCCUCCUCAAGAAGAAUUGACUACUCGGGUAUCAUCUCCUGUAUUUGGAGCUACCUCUAAUGUGAAAAGUAGUUUAGGUUUGAAUACAAGUUUGUCCCCUUCUCUUUUAGAGACUGGGAAAAAAAACCAUCUGAAAACAAUGCCUUUCAGCAACACUUCUAAUUCUAGAUCAGAGAAUCCUAGAUCAAAAUCUGAAGAUGGUGCCCUUUUCACACAUCAUGAUAUUGGGGCUGAAGUGAAGAAGAUCACUAACCAGUCAUCUUCUAAUAAGCAGGUGCUUAUAAAUAAAACUACAAGUGAACAGGAUAGUAUUGAUCACAUUAAAGAUACUGUUACUGAUAAAGAUAAACAUGUGGUACCCCUGAAAUCACUGGGAGGCCGAACCAAAAGGAAGAAAAUCGAGGAAGAAAGUGAAGAUGAAGUAAGCUGCCCCCAAGCCUCCUUUGAUAAAGAAAAUGCUUUUCCUUUUCCACCGGAUAGUCAUUCUUACAUGAAUGGAGACUAUGUGAUGGAUAAACCUCUGGAUCUGUCUGAUCGAUUUUCAGCUAUUCAGCGUCAAGAGAAAAGCCAAGGAAGUGAGAACUCUAAAAUCGGAUUUAGGCAAGUGACUCUCUAUGAGGUUUUGAAGCCUGUUCCAAAGGGCUCUUCCUCAAGCCGUAAGGCCUUGAGUGGGAGCUGUGGGUUAACCAAAGAUUCCCCAGAAGAGCCCAGCAGUUUACAGGAGUCCCUCCAGUCCUUGAGUAAAUCUCCGGAUAAUAAAACACUGUUACAAAUAAAGGAAGAAAAUUCUAUCUUUAAAAUCCCUCUACGUCCACGUGAAAGUUUGGAGACAGAGAAUCUUUUUGAUGACAUGAAGGGUGCUGGUUCUCGUGAGCCUAUAAAAGUAAAAACCAGGUCAGUCCAUGGAGCAUGUGAACUUGCAUCAGUUCUUCAGUUAAAUCCAUGUAGAAUUGCUAAAACAAAGUCUCUACAAAACAACCAAGAUGUAUCCUUUGAAAACAUCCAGUGGAGUAUAGACCCAGGAGCAGACCUUUCUCAGUAUAAAAUGGAUAUUACUCUAGUAGAUACAAAGGAUGGCAGUCAGUCAAGAUUAGCAGGAGGCGAGACAGUGGACAUGGACUGUACAUUGGUUAGUGAAACUGUGCUUUUAAAAAUGAAGAAUCAAGAGCAGAAGGGAGAAAAAAGUCCAAAUGGAGAAAGAAAAAUGAAUGAUAGCUUGGAAGAUAUGUUUGAUCGGACUACACAUGAAGAAUAUGAAUCGUGUUUGGUGGAUAGCUUCCCCCAAGUAGCAGAUGAAGAGGAGUCGUCAACUGCUACAAAAAAACCAAACUCUCCUGGUGAUAAAAAAGAUAAAGUCAAACAGAAAGCAUUUGUGGAGCCAUAUUUUAAAGAUGAUGAAAGAGAGACUAGCUUACAAAAUUUUCCUCAUAUUGAGGUAGUCCGGAAAAAAGAAGAAAGAAGAAAAUUGCUUGGACACACAUGUAAGGAAUGUGAAAUUUUUUAUUAUCAGUAUUAUGCAGAUUUUCCAGCAGAAGAAAGAGAAAAGAAGUUGGCUUCCUGCUCAAGACACCGAUUUCGCUACAUUCCACCCAACACACCAGAGAAUUUCUGGGAAGUUGGUUUUCCUUCCACUCAGACUUGUAUGGAAAGAGGUUACAUUAAAGAAGAUCUUGAUCCUUGUCCUCGUCCAAAAAGACGGCAGCCUUACAAUGCAAUAUUUUCUCCAAAAGGCAAAGAGCAGAAGAUACAAAUGUUGAAGCAAAAACAGGAGAGAUGACAAUAUUCUUUUUAUUUAUAGUUAAAGUUGGUAUUAAACAUUGAUUUUUUUGAUCUUCUGAAAACUGAUUUAUAAAUCAUUUUUCUAUUGAAAAUGUUUUGAAAUGGUAUUUACCCAUCACACAGACGACUAUUUAAAAAUGGAUAAGUUUAUGUCGUAUUUUCUUGCUUUUGCACCUUUAAAAUAAUAAGGUGCUUUUAUUUUGCACUCUAAGUUAAAAGUUGUUUAUUACUUUAUUUGGUAAUACCUAAUUACAAUUUUGAAAAUAUGA
Messenger RNA from Balaenoptera acutorostrata (minke whale), 3296 nucleotides. RefSeq names its product RB binding protein 8, endonuclease (gene RBBP8). The record is from RefSeq and is a predicted model, not a curated record. Gene Ontology annotation, biological process: double-strand break repair via homologous recombination; DNA double-strand break processing involved in repair via single-strand annealing. The transcript has 19 exons. The coding region runs from base 320 to 3025 and encodes 901 amino acids. Gene Ontology annotation, molecular function: double-strand/single-strand DNA junction binding; Y-form DNA binding; single-stranded DNA binding. Lineage: Eukaryota; Metazoa; Chordata; Mammalia; Artiodactyla; Balaenopteridae. Gene Ontology annotation, cellular component: site of double-strand break.